GAGAGAAAAGUAUAGUACAGGACUUUUUCGCUUGAAAUACGAUAUCCUCGAUAUCUGAUGAAAAUACGAUGUCUUUCAUAUUUUUGGAGAUAUUUGCGUGGAUCAUUUAAAAUAAGUCACCCUGUAUAAUGAUAUAACGUUCUUUCAGUAAUAGAACGCGAAUUACCCUAUAUAAUAUGAAGGAAGUCAAAGUAUACUGUUGAAAAGCGAUGAAAAAUUAUGAGAUAUAAAGUAAUUGUUCCACAGUAAGACAAAUCGACGUCGGAAGUCAACAAGGAUUGUCGUAGACGUAUGUCGCAUCGACUUCCGACACCGACUUAGGUCUACGUCUAACGCUUACGUCCUUGCCGUAAGCCAUUGUCGUUGGCUUUGUGCUCCGACCCUUCGUCGCGUCGCAAGGCGAUUCUUUGCGCGUCGACCUCCGACAGCGACUUAAAGUCUUACGACAAAAUCGUAAGCGGCUACGGCAAUCCUUCUGCCCUACGAGUUUCCAAGAAGUUCCGUAGAACCAACCGAGACAGUGCGAUGCACACACGAAGAAAUUUUAUCCUGCGUGUGCGUACGUACACACGUACGUACAUACAGUGACACGUGCUUGCAAACGAGUGCGAGGAAAUUUCAACUGUCAGCAGUGUCAGGUCAGCGGCCAAGUCGAGCCGCGAGCGGCCGGCGCUUCCCGACAGCUGUCGAGAAACUGCUUUGUGACAGGAUCUUGGGUGAGCGCAAGCUCGAGGAAUAUAAGCAGGAUCGCGUAAUAAAUCUCACGGACAGUCGCGGAGGAGCAGCGUGCUGAUCCAAGGGCCAAAGAGUUGGUCUGAAUGUUAUAUUUGCAACGAAUAUGCGCCUACCAGUGUUCUUAGUGUCGCUUGUCUGCGCGGGAGCGUGGCACGCUGAUGUGGAUCCACUGAAAACGAUUGUGUGGGGCCCAGGACUGAGGCCGGCGGAAGUUACCAUGCGUGCGAGAUAUUUCUUCUUGCAGCUCGUGGACUCGCACGGAACGAAUCUGACGAAAUCUCCCGGUGAGAAUAUAGUCACUGGUCAGGUGCACGGAGACUCUCUCAAAGGAGCACCGUGCCGCCUGUGGACUCAAAUCUUUGACUGUAAAGACGGCAGUUUUAUUGUACGCUACAAAGCCUUCACCACCUGCUUCAACCUCAAGAUCAAAGUAAAAGUCAAGGGAAAAGAUUUGUCAAUGCCCCGUUCGGAGUUCAAGGGUCCUGUUUACGAGGAAGAAUGUUACUGUCCGAAUCCAUCAAUCGUUAACUGGCUAGAUCACUAUCAGUGCCAACAGAAUCACACUCAAAUACACCGUGAUCUCUCUCCGUUUCCAAAUAUUGACUUUGACGAAGUACGUCAAAGCCUUAUUAAAAGAUACGAUCGACCAACCAGUGUCAGCAUUUGUCAUUACGUAUUGAAAUCUAACAGAGUUUAUAGGCAAUGUUACGGCCAACACGUUGGCUUCAAAAUAUUUAUGGAUGCUAUAUUGCUGUCACUCGCCCGCAAAGUGAUGUUGCCCGAUAUUGAGCUCUUCGUGAACUUGGGCGACUGGCCGCUUGUGCCCGAUUCAGGCCCGCUCUAUCCUAUUUUUUCAUGGUGCGGAUCUGAAAGUACGAGAGAUAUUGUUAUGCCUACGUACGACAUCACAGAAUCGUCUCUGGAAACGAUGGGGAGGGUAAUGUUAGACACACUCUCCGUACAAGGUAACGGACUGCCGUGGGAGAGCAAAACUGAGCAGUUGUUUUGGCGUGGGCGCGACUCCAGAAGGGAACGCCUUGACUUAAUAGAUAUUUCCAGAAAGCAUCCAGAGCUCUUCAAUGUUUCCAUCACUAAUUUCUUCUUCUUUAGAGAUGAGAUAGAUAAAUAUGGACCUGCACAAAAUCAUGUAUCAUUUUUUAAUUUUUUUAAGUAUAAAUAUCAGUUGAACAUUGAUGGCACAGUAGCAGCUUAUCGAUUCCCAUAUCUACUUGCUGGAGAUUCGUUGGUGUUUAAGCAAGACUCCAAGUAUUAUGAAUUUUUUUACAAAGCUCUCACACCUGGAGUGCAUUAUGUGCCUGUGAGAAGCGACCUGUCGGAUCUCGUCGAAAAAAUUACGUGGGCAAAGGAGCAUAACGAGGAUGGAUUAAAAAUUGCUAAAUCUGCUAGACAAUUUGUCAGGGAUAAUUUAUUACCACGUGAUAUAUUAUGUUACUAUACAGUUUUAUUUCAUGAAUGGAGUAAACGCUUAAAGAGUAAAGUUGAAGUACUAAAUAACAUGGAAGAAGUACCACAACCUAGUCAUUCUUGUCAGUGUCACCUUAGAAAUUCAAACCUUAGAGAUGAAUUGUAAUUUUUAACAUCUUUUUCAAUAUUUUUCUAUGCUUUAUUUAUAUAAUGAAGAUUUAACAGAUCCACGUUGCCGUACAAGUAUCAUCUAUCAUGUGUGCACAUCUGUUUACUAACAUUUUAUACCUAAUUGCUAAUGUUGAAAAUAAAAGGAAACGUGAUCUCGAACUUGAAAAAUAAA
Vollenhovia emeryi is the source of this 2503-nucleotide messenger RNA. RefSeq names its product KDEL motif-containing protein 1-like. The coding region runs from base 839 to 2326 and encodes 495 amino acids. NCBI's taxonomy places the organism in Eukaryota, Metazoa, Arthropoda, Insecta, Hymenoptera, Formicidae. The record is from RefSeq and is a predicted model, not a curated record. The transcript is spliced from 8 exons. Gene Ontology annotation, molecular function: glucosyltransferase activity. Gene Ontology annotation, cellular component: endomembrane system.